Piliocolobus tephrosceles (Ugandan red Colobus) is the source of this 1118-nucleotide messenger RNA. It is a transcript of the gene H4C9, whose product is annotated as H4 clustered histone 9. Gene Ontology annotation, cellular component: nucleosome. NCBI's taxonomy places the organism in Eukaryota, Metazoa, Chordata, Mammalia, Primates, Cercopithecidae. Bases 34 to 345 code for a protein of 103 amino acids. The record is from RefSeq and is a predicted model, not a curated record. Gene Ontology annotation, molecular function: structural constituent of chromatin; DNA binding; protein heterodimerization activity. The transcript has a single exon.
ACAGGCAGAUCUUUGUUCUCUGAUCACUUGAUAAUGUCAGGACGCGGCAAAGGAGGUAAGGGUCUGGGGAAAGGGGGUGCCAAGCGCCACCGCAAAGUGCUGCGCGACAACAUCCAGGGCAUCACCAAGCCAGCCAUCCGGCGCCUUGCUCGCCGUGGCGGUGUGAAGCGCAUCUCCGGCCUCAUCUAUGAGGAGACCCGCGGGGUGCUGAAGGUGUUCCUGGAGAACGUGAUCCGGGACGCCGUGACCUACACGGAGCACGCCAAGCGCAAGACGGUCACCGCCAUGGACGUAGUCUAUGCGUUGAAGCGCCAGGGCCGCACCCUUUAUGGCUUCGGCGGCUGAACUGCAUUUUGAAGCCCUGUCCUUCUCUAAAAAGGCCCUUUUUAGGGCCCCUAAGCUUUCAACAAAAGAGUUGAAAUGACAGCAAAGUGAGUCUCUUAAUAGGGUCCUUGUCAGUGAGUUCUCUUAUCCUGUUUUAAAAGAUUAACUCGGGAUGUCGAAAGUGGGCUGAUGACUACAGAUGGCCCUGGGCCGAGAUUUCCCAAGGCCAGAAGAGCUUCUGCUGACCAGUAACUUCUGGCGGCUGCUUGGAAAUUGCCUGCAGCCGGUGUACCGCUCGGAUUAGUUUAGAAAGCCAAGGGUUCUGGGGCCUAAAAAGGGGCGGGCUAGAACUUCCCUUUGGCCCUUCAAAUACGUCUGGGGAGAGAUGAGGGGUUUGAUAGGGCUCCAUUAAAUGCUGGAGCCUCCAGGAAAGCUUAGUGGUGGCUGGUUUAAGAAGACGUGGGUGGCACAGAGCUCUGCAUGUAGGGAGCAGACCAUACUUUUACUACUGUAGAAGACAGCUGGGUAGUCUUAAGAGUCUUUUGUAAUAAUAUUCCUUUAUAUGUUUGCCUUCUGAUACGAUUUUUAAAUACUGAAAUAUAUCAAGUAUACAAAAUGCGCUGGUGACCACACCACUUCUUCAACAAGUGCAGUUAAAAUCCUCAUGUCCCUUCUCAGUAGCACAGCCCUCCCUUUUUCCUAUCCUAGAAUUAACUAAUAUUCUAGGAUAAACUGAUAUUCUGAAUUUGGUGUUUACUGUUCCUACGCGUUUUAUUUUUAACUUUAGAUGCACA